AUGACUGUGAACUCUCUUCCAUCUUCUAUGGGCGAGGAUUCAUCUGGACAGAAGCGAGUUCUAUUAGUUCACGGCUGUGGAGACUGCGGCCAGCUCGGCUUGGGCGCUGGUCCAGUCGAUAUUUCCAGGCCACGAGUGCACUCGUUAUUAAAUGAUCUUGUCGAGGCCAGCACCAUGGGACCGUAUGGCAUCGAGCAGGUCGCUGCUGGUGGCAUGCAUUCUCUCGUACUCGAUUCUAAUGGGAUGGUAUGGUCUUUCGGUGUCAAUGACGAUAUGGCACUUGGACGGGUGACCGACGGUUUGCACAGAGAAGCAGAAGAAGCAACACCGGGGUUGGUGCCCAGACUCGAUGAUCGCGUAGCCUUUGUAGCAGCGGGAGAUUGCUUGAGCAUUGCCCUCAGUGCCGAAGGCAAGGUAUAUGCCUGGGGGACCUUCAAUUCAGAUGGCCUUCUUGGUUUCGACGGAGUAAUCGGCCACCCGAAGAAGGUUCUUCAACCCAAAGAGCUUCCGGACCUCGCAAAGGUACCAAUUUCGAGCAUCGCGUGUGGAAACAACCAUGUUUUGGCCCUUUCGCGGUCUGGUCGUGUGUAUACUUGGGGGGAUGGGGUACAGUACCAGCUUGGACGUAAAAUCCUCUCUCGUCGGAUCACCAGCGGUCUUCGACCUGAGCCAUUACACCUCCGCGAUAUAGUCCUUGUGUCGGCCGGUAGCCACCACUCGUUUGCUGUGAAUAGUGGCGGGAUUGUGUACGCUUGGGGCCUAAAUCAGAUGCAUCAGACAGGCAUCAGUGACGACGUUGGAGGCGCUCAGUCCCACGUUCAUACUCCUACCCCCGUUCGAGCUUUACACCCGGACCUUCAUUUGGGUGCGCACGUCAUCCAAAUCGCAGCUGGAGAGCAUCACAGCCUCUUUCUACUCAGCAAUGGCGAGGUCUGGGGAUGUGGCCGUGCAGAUCACGGUCGUUUGGGUCUCACCGAUGAUCACCCCGUCAUGCUCGCCAUUGCCGCUCAAUAUCAACACGACCUUUACAGCUUGCGAGCUGCGAAUGCGCGAGAAUCCGGACUUAACAUCAUGGACGAGCCUCUGCCACAACUUGUGCCAGAUUCCAUUGUACGUGAACCAACUCGCGUGUAUUUUCCUCCCCCUCCGACAGUCGAUUGUCCUACGCCACUUGUUCCCUCCCACGGCUCACCGGUCUCUUCUACGAGAAUACUCGGACUGCGCUCUGCUGAGCGAUAUAAUCUCGCCUGGGAUGACCAAGGCUUUCUUUAUUCAUGGGGGGAGGGCACUACAAAUCAGCUAGGGAUGGGCGAUGAUGUGGACGAGGCAUCAACUCCCACCAGGGUGUGUUGCAAGGCCCUGAGGGAUUAUGCGGUCAUUGGAGCAAGCGCUGGCGGUCAACAUGUUCUGCUAGUGUGA
Stereum hirsutum FP-91666 SS1 is the source of this 1419-nucleotide messenger RNA. Its product is annotated as RCC1/BLIP-II. The record is from RefSeq and is a predicted model, not a curated record. The transcript has 3 exons. Lineage: Eukaryota; Fungi; Basidiomycota; Agaricomycetes; Russulales; Stereaceae. Gene Ontology annotation, molecular function: guanyl-nucleotide exchange factor activity. The coding region runs from base 1 to 1419 and encodes 472 amino acids. Gene Ontology annotation, cellular component: cytoplasm.